AUGCCAGUUUUCGAUUACACCAACAAAGUCGUCCUUGUUACAGGCCUUGGUGCUGUAGGCGAAGGUUACGGAAAUGGAACUGCCAUGGCAUCUGCAAUGGCGCGACAGGGAGCCACAAUCUUUGGCUGCGAUAUCAACCUAGAAGCAGCGAAUCGAGCGGCGGAUAUGAUCAGGGACGAGGCUGAAGUGAGAAAUCAUCCUUCGAGAAAGCAAGGCCGGAGCAUUGUGGAUGUGAUCCAGCAAAGUACCGACGUCACCAAGAAGCAGGCAUGCCAAGCCUUCGACGAUGCCUGUAUGGAGAAGCAUGGUCGCAUAGACAUUUUGAUCAAUAAUGUCGGCAAAUCAGAACCAGGUGGGCCGGCAGAAUUGACCGAGGAGAUAUGGGACAUGCAGACGGAUGUGAACCUGAAGUCCGUAUAUCUGAUGUGCCAUCUUGUACUGCCAAUACUGGAGAAGCAGGGCACUGGCGGCGUGGUCCUGAACGUCUCCUCCAUAGCUGGUCUGCGAUACGUUGGAAAGCCACAGGUAGGGUAUGCCGCGACCAAGGCGGCGAUCAUCCAUUUCACCAAGACUACCGCCGUCAUGUAUGCACAGCGCACAGGUGGCAAGGUUAGGCUGAACACUGUCGUGCCAGGCUUGAUCAAUUCACCCCUGGUAAGUGUGCUCGCGGACAAGUAUGCCGGUGGUGACCAGGAGGGAUAUCGCAAAGUCCGGGACGCACAGCUUCCUACCGGCAAGAUGGGUUCGGUUUGGGAUGUCGCACAUGCGGCACUGUAUCUUUGUUCAGACGAAGCAAGCUAUGUCAGUGGCCAGGAAAUUGUGGUUGAUGGAGCAGUGACCAAUUCGACUGGACAACCUGAUAUGGGUGGAUAG
Molecule: messenger RNA, 873 nt
Organism: Fulvia fulva
Lineage: Eukaryota; Fungi; Ascomycota; Dothideomycetes; Mycosphaerellales; Mycosphaerellaceae
Product: 3-oxoacyl-[acyl-carrier-protein] reductase
Exons: 3
Coding region: 1-873 (290 amino acids)
Molecular function (GO): oxidoreductase activity, acting on the CH-OH group of donors, NAD or NADP as acceptor
Source: RefSeq, a predicted model, not a curated record